AUGUAUACGCGAGGCGAUCAGGGACAUCCAACAAUAAUUCUAGAAGCUGUUGCGUCUCAAGACCUAUGGAUUUGGCAUGCUUUCUUUGGUAUUCCUGGUUCGAAUAACGACAUCAACGUUCUACAAAAUUCGAAGGUUUUUGACGAUGUUAUAAAAGGGGUCGGUCCUGAUACGAGUUUUACAGUUUCGGGCGUGGAGUACAGACGCGGGUAUUAUCUUGCCGAUGGAAUAUACCCACAAUACUCUACAAUAGUUAAAACGGUUAGGCAUCCUGCGGAUGAAAAAGAAAGAAAUUUGCCAAGUUUCAAAAAGUGGCUAGAAAAGAUAUUGAACGGUGUUUUGGGAUUCUCCAACAAAGAUGACGAAGGACAUGCAAUUUGUGAGUAUGACGAGAACGCGGUGGAGGAGAAUAAUGUUCCGGUUAGCGGAGAACAACAAGAUUUGAACAGGUUCUCCUUACAUAACGAUUUCACACAUGUCAAUCUUCAAUUGGACUUGAUCGAUCACAUUUGGAGUCUCGGAGAAAACAACGCGUAG
Molecule: messenger RNA, 537 nt
Organism: Helianthus annuus (common sunflower)
Lineage: Eukaryota; Viridiplantae; Streptophyta; Magnoliopsida; Asterales; Asteraceae
Exons: 2
Coding region: 1-537 (178 amino acids)
Source: RefSeq, a predicted model, not a curated record